UAUAUAUAUAUAUAUAUAUAUAUAUAAUGCCUAGUUAAAAAUCGGAGAUAUAAUUAUUUUUAAAACCAUAUCAACCCCUUUUUCACCCCUUAGGAGUUGAAUGUCGCAAAAUAGAAUAAUUGUGGUUUGGUAGUUUUUGUAUGUUUAUUAUUGUUAACAAAUAUAUUUUAAUAUGGUUGAUUAGAUUUGGAGUUAUAAUUAUUUAUCUUAAAACCUUAUAACCGCUUUUUCACACCUAAGGGAUUAAAUUUCGCAAAAUAGUAAAAUAUUGAUUGGUGGUUUCUGUAUGUUUAUUUUUGGUACCGGUAGGUACUGUACCCAAAAAUAAUGCUUGAUUAGAUUUUGAGUUAUUAUUUAUCCUAAAACUAUAUAACCCCUUAAUAUGCCCUCGGGUGUUGAAUUUUGCAAAAUGGUAAACUGUGGUUGGUAUUUUUCGUAUAUUUAUUAUUGGUACCUAGGCCUAUCCGAUAUCUUUUCUUAUGCUUGAUUAGUUUCAGCGAUAUUUCCCCCGUUUUUAAUCCCCUUAGGAAUCGAAUUCUGUAAUUAUACAUUGCCUAGUUUUUAAUUUAGCCAGAAAACGAUCUUACAGAAAAAUUCAUCAAAAUCCGUCAUGUAGUUUUGGAUUAAUGAUGGCACAAACAGAAAAACAAACAUUUUACCUCGAACAGUUUUAUUAUUAGUAGGUAUAGAUAAAUAAAUAAAGGUCUGGACAGAAUCACGUAAUAUUUAAGCAAGAUAACGUCACAUUAGUUAAUUAUUCUUGACCAAAAUUAAUUGUCAAACACACACAAACAUGCCGUUUAUAUAACUUUUAAAACAGCGAAUUUAUCCUUUGGCUUUCCUUACAUUAUAAAAAUUUUCGCUUGUAAAAAUAAAAUACGUACACUGGUAAAGUUGAAAAGACACAAUAAGGCUGCUGUUAAAAAGGUUCCAAGCAAUCUGCUGGUUAUUUUUCACCACUGUCUUAUCACAUUUUAAACAGAAAGCAUUUCCUCCCAAGAUUUAGCGACUUUUAGGUGAGGCCAUCUCCCCACUCUCAGGUUUACUUCUGCUGUAAGGCCCGUUCCACAAUGACACGGAAACGGAGACGGAACACGGAAACGAAGACGGAUUUCACGGAACAGAGCUUCUACAAUAGCACGCAAACGGAGACGGGCCCGUACGGACCUGCUCAGCAGUGCUGAAGUCUUCCGUUUACGUUACUCCGUUAGACCAAUAGGAGCACGUUAUUUAUUCACUGCAGUUGUCAAGCCACAGUUGCGCGUUCAUUUUAAUUAAUAUAUUAGUUUUGACUAAUGUUGGUUUCCGUAUUUCUCGACUACUUUUUUUAUUCGUGAAAAACAAAACAAGAUUUGUUUUGAAAUUUGAAUUGUGCACGUGGGUUUCAUCAUGACGAAUUUUGAUGAACUUUUAAAUUUCAUGGUUAAAGAUAUACCUGCUAAAUAUGACAAGACGGAGGACUACUUUACCACCGCCACAAAGCAAAAAAAAAAAAAAAUCUAUCACAAAUCGGUUUACUUCAUAACCAAGUUAACAACCAUACAUUUCGAUUUAACAGGUAGUUCACUUAAUACUCGUAGUUUUCAGUUACGUCACGCUUGCUCUUUCUUAUUGGCCAAGAUUUCUUACGGGUCCGUGUAUUGUAGAACGAGAAAAAUACGGACGGAACGGAACAAUACUCUGUUUUCGUCUCCGUUUCCGUCUGUUCCAUUUCCGUGUCAUUGUGGAACAGGCCUAAGGCAUAUUUCCACAUAUUUUAUACACAAAGGCAUAAUUAAAAUAUUUCGAAGUAUGAUAAAAUGGUAUCAGUGUAGGAAUAGUGUACAGGUAGAGUUAACAGGUAUGUUUAUCUUUAAUAUUCAAAUAGUGUAUUUUGAGAAUAGUGGCUCCUGUGAAAAUUUUUUAGUAACAUUUUAAAAAGUUCAUCUUUAUUUCUUCUAAUUUCCUGGUUGUUACACAAUACAGCCACAAUAUUGUGUAUAACCGUUUCUUUAUAUUAUAUUCAGGCAUUUAAUUAACAACACUGACUUUAAGUUAUACUGUUUCAAGAUUUCAAGAUGCUAAAUAAAUAAUAAUACAGUAACAGCAAAUUCACCCGAUACGUAUGCUGGGAUGCAAAACGAUUCGAAUAAUAGGCUUACUUGAAGUGUACUAAAAAUAAAUGCUAUAAGUAAAUCUAGAAAAAUUGUCAUUUGAUAAAAUAACAGUAUUUUAAAACAGUUUUUAUGGGAUGUAGGCGUAAAGCAUAUUAAAUUGUUUCGGUUCAUCCAAAUCGGUAAGAUAAUAUCAACUGGUAACUUAAAUAACCCAAUUAUGAUUAAAGCAGUUAAUUUACUUUUUCACGUCGAGUAACAAGAGUUAUUGAAUUUCUUGGUUUCAUCAUAUGGUUAUGAUAAGUAACAAAUUACCUUUGAAAAUCAAAUUAAUAAAAAUGUGCAACACUUUUCGCUAGAUCGCUAAAUAACGCCGUCAUAUUAAAAUCUACAAACUUUCACAGUUUAACAAAACAUUUAUUAAGAGAAAAGGUAUUUAAUAUUAACAACCGACUUUAGCAUGUCAAAUGACUUCAUUAUUUAUGAGUCCGAUACUAGACAGGUGUAUUGCAGUGCAAAUAAUAGUCAAUAAAAAUACAUUGCACGAAAUACUAGUAAUUAUAUUAUGCAUUAUGAUAUAAAUUUUGACUAAAGUAAAGAGAAAUUCAUAAUCUGAUAGAAACAUCAAGCCUAGUUUUAUUAAUGUCAAUGAACUUGUUUUUGUUUCGGUAGUUUUCUAUUUGCUGUAAAAUGCACGUAGAUACACGACCUGCCAAAAAGAAAACAUAUCCUUUCUGCAAAUUCUUUGCCAAACUCUGGAUAUUAAAAAAUGCCAAACCAUUUGAGGUACGACGCCAUAGCAGUGACGGGAGAGUUAUGACGGGAUCUGUGCUCGCCUUUUCACGCGGCCGUCACAACUCAGCCGUCGUAUCGCCGACGCAUCGUCGCUAUGACGGGGGCGAGUACCAACAUUCGGACAAGGAGGUAGGGUAGGAGUAAUUACCUUGAUAUCAGGCGCAUUAUGGGGUAGGUAGAAUGUGGCAUGUAAUAAACACAAAGUUCAUGCAUGCUGACAUAAAGGAAGGGCUAGAUCAGGAAAAUUACCUUGAUGUAAGGCUCACAAAAGUGCGGGUGGGAAGUGGUAAAUGUUAAACAAUGUGCAUUGCGUGCUGAAAUACAGGACAUACGGAGAGCACGAAUAAUUAUCCUCGAUGGCAAGCUCACUCAAGUGCAGGUGGGGUGUGGCUAGUAAAGAAUAAAAUAUACAUGGCGUUGUAACCCCUCUCCCCUGUGAGAGAUGACAGCAGUGAGGCAAAAGGGAAUACAGAUUGCAUACAGAGUGUUAAGUGAAUAUGAACACAUAUUACAAAUUCCACACAACCCUUUUACAAAUGGGCAAAUAUUCGGAAUAUGUACACUAUGCUCUUAAUGGUUCUGUAACUGUAAGAAGUUCUUCCCCAAAAUCAUAACAAUUAGCAAUUAAUUACCAGCCUUAAUAGAUAUGUGGCGAUACCCUUAAUGUCUCGACGGUGUAAUGAGCAAAGUAAAGUGCCGUUUUAGCACGCAACUACAAGACUCAACGCCAUGUGCAGUUAGCCUGUUUACACUGUCAACAAUUACCAACUGUUGAGUGACUCUCUGAAACUCGUUAUGAUAACUUUCAGAAUUUUAAUAGAACGCCAUACAGCCUCCAAUAAACGGAUAACAGCACUAAAAUGGAUCAAUACGCGCACGUAAAUAUUUAAAUCAAUCAUAUAAUCUAGGGUCUAGUCUAGGGUCUAUACAUAUAUAAAUAUUACAAUAUGAACUCUAACACAUGCCUGAAACCAAAAUAGAUCUCUUUAAAAUAGGGAUGUAAAACUGAGGCCGGCACGUUAUUAAUGGCAAAAUUACAAUACGAAAUGUUACGAUACUAUUUACUACGAUUUCUUAUCAUUUGUAAGUACACGUCCGUAGCGUACAAUAAAUUCCAGCACACUUUAUACGUCUCAUAUUCCGGGACGAACUGGUUUGACCACCACGAAGCAGCGGUGUGUGAGAUGAAUGAAACUCGCCUUAAAUUAUUGAUUGCUGUUUGUCGUCUCCUCUAAAAGGCGUGAUGUCCAGUUGUCACGGGGGCGCCGUGUCCUCAGCAACAGGAGACCGGCGGCGCACGCACUCGCCAGCCCGCGAGGCAGAAGGCAACUGCACACCCACGCGGACUCCAGCCGGUGACCACUGCGGCAAUCUUCUCAAAGUCUCAGAACAGUCAGUUAUUCCUAAGUUCAAUUAAUAUUUCCUUGAUGUGGUUUUUAAAUACAUACUUUCUAUCGAAACCAGCAUUUGCUUCAGCAACCACAGGGAUCGGAUGUAUGACUAAUGAACAGCAUGUUGAUGUGAAGAAAAAGAUGGAUGAAAGGGACAAUGCUGACCUCACAAAAUUACAGGAGUGGCUGAAAAUUCAGAAUUAAUAUAUUUCCACGAGUGUGAGUGUAUCGUUGGGGACUGGUAUGAUAAAGUUGUUUGGCCAAAAAUUUGCAUAUGUGAAAAUGAAAAGGAAUAACAAUGUUCGUCUGCUUUCCGCAGUCACCAAAAUGUUCAAGUUUGACAAUAAACUCAUCAGUCUCGACCGUUUGGUGGUCUACAAACGGAUGCUUUCAUGGAAGAAUCCAACAUAUGAUUUGAUUUCGUAUUUCAAGUAUAAAAUCUCCCCAUGUUUGUUCACAAGCACUGGUAUGCGGAAAACCACUUAUCCCGCGCUUUAUGGGGAGUUUGAGUGUGUUGAUGAACAGGAAUUGGCCAAAACAGUGAUGUUUACAUCGAUAGGAGUUAUUUGAUUCAUGCCGUCAAAUUGAAUAAAUCUACCUGUCCUAAAUAUUGUUUUAAUCUGUCUAGUGUACAUUAAAUAUUUUAGAAGUUAUGUAUUAUAAAGCAAUGAAUUAAACUGUAGUGGUAUAUGGCAGUAAUGAUGACACGGACAGAACCAAAAGAUGUGAACAACUUCGUAUGUACAAGAACUUCGCGCCUCAAUUCAACAUAAGUGAAACCAUGCCUCUGCGAGAUACCCGAGAGAGGUUCCUGAACAACAAUGAAAAUUUAAAAAUAAAACCUGGAUACAAUAGUGUCCAAGGUAAUAACACAACAUAACUAUAAAGUAAGGCAAUCAGCUGGUGAUGCCGAUGUGCUGAUUGUGCAAAUAGCAGUAGAACAAUCAGCUUAACCCCCAAUUAUUUCUCAGGACAUAUAUGUACUAGUGAUCUCUAUUGCUAGCUCUGAUACUAAAUAGCUUAUCCUGUUUAUAAAAUGAAAAUUGGGGAGAUUAAAUAAAAAAUCAGCUCGACUCAUCUACAGAAACAGCGUGUCUACAUCCAUAAAUAUAUUCAUAUUGUGCACCAAUUCACAGUUAAUAACAUUGCAAAUGCUAUUUCAUCUAAGGGUAAAGCAACCUAUUCACUUCUACAGAAGAACAGUGACAUAAUUGAAUGUGCUAAACCAUUCAACAGAAAUAAUUCUGCACCUAAGGAGGUAAAAUCUGCUGGAGAGACUUUGUUCCUCGAAUUAUAUGGGACAAAGAGAAGCAAACUCACACUUGACGGGCACAAAUUUGAACUCUCAAAUAUCUUAAGAAUAAAACUGCAAAAUUAUAAAAGCUACUGUUUUAGCUACGGCAUCACACCACUCAGUCAGAGCUUAUUAUCAGGUUCAAGAAUGGCUUGGGUAUAAGCUUAACUCAGAAGACUGAGUUUGGAACUGUCAACAUGAUAAACACCCCUUACGGAAGAUUCUACCACCUGCUCCAAACGCUUUAUGUCAUUGAUAUUUGGCUCUUGCAAGGAUAUAAUUGACCCACUGCUCAAUGUAGAUGUGUCAAGAGUGGUGCUCCCUGUUCAUCAAUUUUCAAGAUCUGCGAGGGACAGUCUUGCUCCAAUCCUGCCACAUUCCUGGAGGUUAGAGAAAAUGUUUUUGAAGACUUGGAGGAUCCACUUGACGAACCAAACUCAUAAAAUUGAUAUCCAUGAGUCAACCUUUUAUGUAAAAAAAAAAUGAUAAUUCUAUGUAGUCAGGUUUUUGUAGAUUAUAAUAGUUCAACCACAAAAUAUAGUGAUUUUUCUUUUUUUUUCAAAUAAAAUCGGUCAUUAAUAAAAAUAUAAUAUUGCAUGGGAGUAGCUUCAUUUGAUUCAGAAACAACAAAAAAAAAAAACUAUACCUUACUCGACCUACUUUGUGCAAAUUAUUUUGCACAUCUUCCCCCCCCCCCCCCCCUCAACCUUUUUCCUCUUCAACCCCUCAAAGAGAAGGUUGUCCCCCAAAUAUUUGGGUGGACUCUGCAAAUCUCAAUUCCUGCUACUAAGCUGAGUUAUGACCAAAGUUUCAUUAAUGUACAAUUUAUUUGUUUAUUUUAUCUCAUUUUCCUAUACUAUAAAGGGAAAUGCGCUGAGUCCGAACUGCACGGCAUAGGGACUUCAGCCAGCUACAGGUGAUGGGAUCUGAGACACGAGUAAGAUGCUGCAUGUUUCAUGUCAGCUAUUGAAACCAACAGCUACCGGUGUGUCAUAGAUAAUGAAGCAGCUUUUUCAUGUUAGCGGAUAUACAAGGCGUUGGCCUGAGCGGCUGAGAUAAAAAUAAUUAAAGUAAAAUAUCUGUACAUUUUAGAAAUGAUUUAAAAUUUAAGUGAGUCUUGUCUAUUCAUAAUUUUUUAUCUUAUAAUUCUAUAUUUAUAGUUUAAAUAUACUUUCUAGUAAGCCCAUAGAACAUGACCUCCAUUUGAACAACGUAGUUCAAUAUUUUUUCCUAUAAUUCUUCGGGGGAAAAAACUGGCUUACGCCCUAGUUUGUAAACAGUCCCUAGCUUUAUAUUCUGCUCGGCACUGCUAGCAAGACCAAAGAGAGAAGUUUUUGGUACUUGACAUCUUUUUGGUGCCUUCAGGUAUCACAUUCUUUCCUCCCGGACAACAGUUAUUGCAUUCUCCAUAUCCUCGAAUUUCCAUUGCUUUAGUAACUUCUUGCCGUCUUCCUUUUUCUUGGACAUGUCUGAAAAACGCGCAUUUAUUAGUUCAAAAACAGUUUUAAGGCCUUUAUGUUGUUUCCUUAGUAUUCGUAAUAAAGAGUAGUUAGUAGACGAACUAGACUCACGACUGUGGCCGGGUUUAUAUAAAACGCAAGAACGCAGAAACGCAAGAACGCAGGACGUGACAACCGCAAGAAAUUCACAGUCGUUUAUAAAAAACGCAAGGACGCCGGCCAUCGCCAACCUCAAAAAAAUAAAAUAACAGGAAUAAGUCAUGAUUAUUUUUAAAAUCUUAGUUGUACUUAUCGUACAGGCAGGGAAAAUUUUGGAUAAGCUGAACAAGAAAUUCAUCAGCUUCCUCCAUUGCGCUGUAUUCACUAGAAGAAUGCCAGCCCAAAACAUAAAUAAACACAAGCGUAACGAUUAAUUACAAUCGCAGAGCCUUCUAUAUGCAUUACAUGACAAUUUCAGUUUCCACAUACUAAGCAACCAGUAUAGAAGGCCGAAACACAAGGAGAAAACGCAAGAUGUAGAAAGUUGAAUAAAUUCUGCGUUGCGUUCUUGCGUUCUUGCGUGUCUUGCGUUUUUUAUAAACGUGCUGGUAGAAGAGUUAAGGUUGGACUUUUACCGUAGUUGCGUUUCUUGCGUUUCUGCGUUCUUGCGUUUUCUAUCAACCCGGCCUGAGCAUCAUGGGAGCAUUUUGGAGUAGUUCAUGCGUCUCCCGCUUGGCAGCACCACUUGACGGAGGAAAAAUCAAGGUUUCCAUAUUACCCGAAUAUUCCCUUACUACACCCGAAGUUCCCCUGCGCGAACUUAACACCAAAUGCAUUACAAUAACCGUAAAAUAUAUUCGAUAAUAUAAAAAUAUCCUCUAUUGAUUAAUUAAGAGAACAAGGAAUUGUAUAAGUUUUAUUACUUUUUGUUAUAAAUCCCUUUCCCCAGAAUAUAAGUUAAAUGUCAAUUUUUUUAAAAUAAUUUUUAGAUAUUCUACUUCUUACAAUGAUUUUUAAAUAUAUAAUUUUACCCUUAAAAAUUGAGAUAAGCUCUUAAAUGGUUUCGUGUAUAUGUUUUUUAACUUGAAAGAGAACUAACGAAAAUAUUUCGUGCGAGUUUUCGAAUAGUGAAUAUAAGAUAUAAUUGGUGUGUAAAAAUAUUUGAAGAUCCAUUUUCAGUACACGUGAUUCUGUGCUCUAAUCCUCAAUUUGUGUUCUGUGUUUGUAUUUUAAUAUAACUGUGAAAACCACCUUGAAAUUAGUAGUUUUGUUUGCAAUGUUUGAAGAGUGUAGAGAAAAAUUUGGAACAGAGGUGGAUGUAGCACAGUCUGGACGGACUUGCCGCCCCGCAUGCAUUAUGGGAUUUAUUGUUUGCUUACACGAGACUUGUAUAUCAAGCGCGCGUAGAGGGAAACCAGCGCCACUAACCUGUAAUUUGUUUUACCAAACUAUUGUUAUCGGCCGCCAGCUAUACGGUGCUCUGGUCCUGGUUGUACUUAUAACAAACAGAAGCACUGAUAAACUUAUAGGAUAGUUUAGACACUCUUUCGCAACACAUACAGCAUACUGUUCGUUUCACAAGAAGCGAUCCAGUGCAGUGGGUUUAGCGGACCAUUCAUUUCGUUGUUUAAAUUUUAUUUGAAAAAAAAAACUAUUCUACUUAGAGAGUUAACAAUUUCUAUAGUUUCAACGAAUAAAAAUAAAAAAAAUACUCUGCAUAUAAAUGUAUGAAAUAUGAGUCAAAUAGUUUACAUUCCUUAUUGGCACCAACCAGAAGAUAACGAGAUAAAUUACACAAUAGGAAAUUCUAAGGUGAAAUAUUAAAACUUUUUAAUGAUUCAAUACAAUAUUUAUUAUAUUUAAUAAAAAAUAUUAUGGAGUGAAAACGAUGAAUAUACAAAAUAUUCAUACUUUUUUUAAGUAAAGUAUGUAUAUCUCAUACAUAUUAUAAUUAUGAAAUGGAAUACGCAAUAGCAUACAUUGUCUCUAAAAAAUUAUUAGUUUUUUUUAUCCAUUAAGGUGGGUUCCCGAAAUAAGGAAAUUGUGACCCGAACAGUAAUUAUUCGGAGUUAAAAUUAUCAAACGCAAAAUUCUUUAAUUUAACAAAAACAUAGUGUUCGUAAAGAAAAGAGAAACGCAGUUUCGCUGAAGUUGUAACUAUCCGAAAUAUGCAUAACAAGCCAAUUUACAGGUCAGGCCACUCACUGUACUUUUUAUGGCUUUUAGAUGUCAGGCCACUCUAUAUGCAUCAUACUGCUUUUAGAGGUCAGACCACUCUAUCUAGGAUUCAUUACCUUUAAAUGUUAGGAAAAUCUCCAUGAAGUCCACUAAUUAAUGUGGUCAUACCACUCUGUCUAUAGUCCCAAAUUUUAAAGUUCAUGACCCCCUAUGUACAGUCCACUACUUUUAAAGGUCACGCCACUCUGUUUAUAGUCAACAUUGUAUAGUUAAAUACGAGGGUUAUUUUUUUUUCAACCUCCGAUCGGCUGUAAUAAAAAAACGGGAAUGAAUUGGGAAAUUAUUUUAAUGUCAAAAGAAACGUACAUCUUUACUCUAUUUUUCCACAUAAUCACCGUGCAGAUUGAGGCAUUUGUCGUACCGAUGCACCAGCUUUCCAAUACCCUCUGCAUAAAAUGAUGCCUCCUGCCUAUUCAGCCACGUUUUAACAGUGCCCUGCAGUGUGAUUACAGUUUCAUUUCUCCAUGGCAUGCCCAUUAAUCGAUACCCUAAUCGCUCGUACACGAAUCGACACGUCUCGUAGUGUUUACCCCCUUCCACCAACCAUGUGGAGCGGCCAACUCACACCUCAGUUGAAGCUUGGUUAUGGGAAUGUCAACAUGGCUGCAACGAUAAACUGUACGGCCAAAUGCGAGCUGCGUGGUCAUCCGUUUCUUACAGGCAGAAGGGCACACUUCAGCAGAAAUCCAUCGCCGAAUGAGCGUUGUGUACGGUGAAAACUUAAUGAGCGAUGGCGUUGUGCGAGAGUGGUGUCGGAAAUUCCGCGAAGGCCGUAUUGAUGUUCAUGAUGAAGGUGGCCAAGGAAGGAAGUCGGUAGCAACAGAUGAAACAGUUCAGAGAGUUGAUGCAGUUGUUCGUGAGAGACGUCGAUUCACGAUUUCAGAACUGUCUGAACAAUUUCCGCUCAUUUCAAGGUCAGCCCUAUACGCCAUUGUUACAGACAAUCUCGGAUACAGGAAAAUCUGUGCCCGAUGGGUACCCAAGAUGUUGACUGACAUCAACAAGGAGCGGCGAAUGGCAUCAGCCUUGUCGUUUUUGCUGCGUUACGCAGACGAUGGUGAACACUUUUUGACUCAAAUUGUGACAGGUGAUGAAACAUGGAUUCAUUUCGAUAAUGAAGAAACAAAACUUCAAUCACAACAGUGGAUACACACCUUUUCUCCAAACAAGCCGAAAAAGUUCAAACGGACAUUCAGCACCAAGAAACAGAUGGCUACAGUGUUCUGGGAUCACCAAGGUGUGCUACUGGUUGAUUUCAUGGAGCCAGGGACAACAAUCAAUGCUGCUGCAUACUGCGCGACACUACGACGGCUAAGACAGUCGAUACGCAACACGCGGAGAGGAAUGCUGACAUCUGGUGUUGUCUUGCUUCAUGACAACGCCCGACCGCAUAGUGCCGCCGUAACACAACAACUCCUUGCAAGAUUUCGAUGGGAAGUGUUUGAUCACCCUCCUCACAGUCCGGAUUUGGCACCGAGUGACUAUCACCGUUUCCCCACGUUGAAAAAGUGGCUUGGAGGACGACGCUUCAACACCAAUGAUGAACUGCAGAGUACUGUUAAAACGUGGCUGAAUAGGCAGGAGGCAUCAUUUUAUGCAGAGGGUAUUGGAAAGCUGGUGCAUCGGUACGACAAAAGCCUCAAUCUGCACGGUGAUUAUGUGGAAAAAUAGAGUAAAGAUGUACGUUUUUUUUUUGACAUUAAAAUAAUUUCCCAAUUCAUUCCCGUUUUUUUUAUUACAGCCGAUCGGAGGUUGAAAAAAAAAUAACCCUCGUACAUACUAUGUGUCAAUGACACACUUCUUUCAGAGGUCAAGCUUCUAUAGGUAUGUGCAGUUCACUGAACUUAAAGGAAAGGCAACACUCAGUACAAUCCACUGUUAUUAGAAGUCAGACAACUUUAUAUACAGUCCACUCUUGUCAGAGGUCAGACCAUUCUACACACAGUCCACUCUUUUGGAGAACAAAAUUAUAUAUGUACAGUACACUGCUUCUUGAUGUCUGGUCUCUCUAUGUAUAGUACAUAGCUUUCACAGGUCAACUACUUUAUAUGUAGUCCACUAACUUUAGAGGUAGAGCUACAGUAUAUGUAGUCCCCUACUUUUCGAGAUCGAUCCUCUCUUUUGCAAUCCACUUCGUUUAGAGGUCAGCCCACUCUAUUAACCGUUUACAGGUUUAUUUAAGAGAUAAAACUACCCUUAUGCAGUCCAUUGAGGCUAUUCUAUGCACAGACCAAUAAAUUUAGAGUACAGUUCAUUCUAUGUGUAGUCCACUAAUUGCAGAACUCAAAACAAUAUAUUCAAAGUCCACAUAUUUUAAAGUUCAUGACACUAUGUACACUUCUCUUCUUUCAGAAGGCAAACCACUUUAUGUGCAGUCCAUUGUUUAAGAAGUCCAACAACUUUAUGUACAGUCCACUGAUUUAAACGUUCAGGCCACUCUAUGAACAGUUCAGUAUUUUAAGAUGUCAAGUCACUCUAUGUACAGUUUACUCAAUGUACAAUCCACUCUGUUUACAGUCCACUGGUUUUAGAGAUCAAACCAGUAUAUAUACAAUCCACUGCCUUCAGAAAUCAGUCCACUUUAGUUUACUGCAUUUAGAGGGCAGGCCGUUAUGUUAAGUCAGGUCAGUCCAGUUUAUGUGCUGUCCAAUGCUUUCAUAAAUCAGUUCACUAUAUGUAAAGUUAAUUGCAUUUAGGGGUCAGGCCACUUUAUGUGCCCACUGCUUUAUGAGCCAGACCAUUCUACGCACACUGUAAAUAUUUUCACGAAAUGUAUCGUAUGUGGCUGUGUCUCUCCACUGAUGUUAGUGUUGUUUUAGAUUUACGUAUGUUUGUGUAUUUUUACUAUUGUUCUCAAGUAAAAAUACUAUUGAAAGUGUAAAUUACAGAUGCUAUGGUUUGGUAAAAACAUCAUAGCUGUUGGCGUAUUUUACUCAUUGGUGUAUAAAUAUGUACACUUGCAUGCAGGAAUGUGUAUAUUUACCAAAACUUUCAGUUAGUUCCAUUGCAUCAUUGAGUAAAUUUACAUUAACAGUGACGAUUUUAAUUUGUGCUACUUCAAAAAAAAUUAUAUUUUGGAGCUUUUAGCUGUUAAUGAACAUGUGUAUUAUAGAGCGAUUUUUUUUUUACUUUUAUCAUCAUUAAUUAUUGAUGUUAACUCUUCAAACAAUAUGAGCGAAUUAGUGGAUUAUUGAACCCAUGAUAUUAUGUAGGUCAUACUACCGUCUUAACCUCUAGACCAUCGUGCGCACUAACAAAUCAUCAUGAAGUAAUGAAAAACCAAUUUGUUGCAUACUGUGAAUUAAAUGGUGCUUGUCAGUAUGAAUUCUAAAAUAGGUACAUUGUAAUUUUUGCAGCUCCUUGGUAGUUGUAAUUUUACUCUGACAAAUAUUUUGCACUUUUAUAAUGAUGUAUGUGUGUACCUAGAAGUGCACUGUACUGACAAAUUAAUACUGAUUAAUUUAAAACUUGUUAUUUGAGUAUUUUCAUAUAUACAUCCUAAUGUGUGAUUUAACACUUUAGUGUUUGUAAUAGGAGAUUACAUUUGUGUAAUUUUUAUUUUUACAGAAUCCUGUACCACAGUUUGGUAUUUUAGAAACAUUUUUGUCAAGCUCCAUAAACUGUGCUAAUUUUUAAUAAUAAUUGAAAAAAACCUGUAAAAUUACUAAAACUUUCUAUGUGUAACUGAACGAAAUUUUUACAAUGUACAAUCUCACUGCUAUAUACAGUCCAUUACUUUUAGAAGUCAGUUAUAUAUAUAUAUAUAUAUUUUCAUGCACUGCUUUAAGAGGCCAGGCCAUUCUUUGUUUUGUCUACUGGUAAAUAAUCAUCUGUAUAUUAACAACCAAGGUAGCAUCAAAGUUUGUGAUAUUAACAUCGGUAAAUAGGCUUAAGAGAGUAGGUACCAGUUUAAUCGUACAGUGAGCCCUUGGGACUAAUCAUAUAAAUAAUCAAAGAGAACGAACCUACUCAGACAAUAAAUAAUUUAACACAAGCUACAAGAAAAUAACAUGUAAUUCAUACAUAAUUUAUUAUAGUGGUAACCUUAGCAUAAAUUUAACCAAGAACAAACAAGAAUUUGUACAAUGCAUAAAUAAUAUGUACUAACCAACCAAAACUAAUGCUGGUAAAACCUAACUAAUUAACUGAAUGAAAAACCUGCUCACAAUGAUAAAGAUAGGGCUCUGCUCGUCUCAAGCAUUCUCACUGGAGAGCAAGGGACAAACAAAAAGGACCACUUAAUAUGGCGAGUGGAAUGUGAUAAAGAAAAAGUUAAUCGACGCGCCCAGUAUUUGCAAUCCAAAGAUAUUGUUAGUCUACUCUUAUGAAUAGACUUACUCGACUCCCUUGGCCUAAAAAGUGGAUAAAUUUAAAAAAAAAAUCAAUCUUUAAUAAACAAUUAUCAUAGGACCAAAUGUAAUGAAGGAAAAAAUGGAAAAAUUAUGCUCCAUUCCACGAAAACACAAAUACGUACGCGCUCUUGUUUAAAUUAAUUAUUAUAUCUUGUAGUCUUCAGCGAAUCCCAGCAGCAGGACAGAAGAACACAAACUUCGAACUUUCUUUCGGCAUAAACAGGAAGCUUAUGUUCAUCCUCGAGAGCCCAACUGGCCAUCUUUGCAGCAGUCAGUUCAUUCUGCGUGAGCAGAUGUUAUGCCCACAUCUCUCGUCUGGUCUACCUCGACAGCAUUGAGUACAUAUGUAAUGCCACAUUGCAGGAUAUUUUCGUCGUUGUCGGAUGUGUACCAUUUGCCUUUAUACAUAGAAACGACUGCGAAGUCAAAGUAUAGAUAUCUUGGUGCUGUACAGUGACGCAUACUUCAGAAGGUAGUGCGUAUGGUCCGAACAGGAAAGGUUGUUACUCGGGCAGUUCCAUUUUCGUAAUGCUAUCAUCGCUUAUUAUUGGGUCUUCCACGUUGAGAAUUUCGUCUUUCAUAUUUAUUCGGCACAUGUCCUAUACUUAGAAGAAACUUUACUCUGUCAGUUAUUAGUACACCGACGUCUGGUAGAUAAAUGGUCUUUUGCACAUCCAUUCAAUUUAUUUUAUAAUUGCUCCAUGUCACAAACUUUAUGCCCAUCGCUUUAAGUGUAGAUGUAAUGUAAUUUCUUCGUCUUGAAUAUUCACCAAGCGUCCUCGCUAGUCAAAUUCGGACGACGACUUUGUGUGCGCGCUUCACGACGACAGGAACAUAAAUGAUACUUUGCGACACUUCAACCAGUUUAUAUCCUGGCGGAACCAUUGGCGAAAACUUGUGUAACAUGUUGUUUAGACAUCUUUUGAGAUACGUUCCACUUGCUAAAUUGCAGUUUAUUUAUAUGACAUUCACGGUUAAUUUAUUAAUUACUCUCAUAGAUACAUGUUAUUCAUGUAGUGUACAUAUUUUGUUCUAAUCCGAGCAUCGUGCCUAUGGUCCCAGGUUUUCGUAAAGUCAACAUUUUCACUUAAUUUCAGAAUGGUUUUUUAGGUGUUUGGAUUUCCACAUAUAGUUGAAAGUCUACAUUUGGUAGUAACAUUACUUGAUAUAAUUUUCAAUGUCAUCAAUUUUGUAAGAGCCAACAGGUAACUGUAAUUCUUGAGAGGUCACAUAACUUUUCAGGAAACAAAUCUUGCAUUUUUCUUUAUCGAUAUUCGGUAUGGAUUUAUAUUUAUGUUUGCAAAACUUCGAGUCCGAAACACCAUUCUCCUUGUUUUAGAGGCGGGAAAUGAACCACCUGCAGCUCCGAGCUUUGACCUGUCAACUUAAGAGUUAUAGAUAUGACUGACUACUUCUCAAUAUUUCAUAAGUCUUUUUUUAUGUUUUAAGUUAAAAAGUGAAGGCACAAGUGGCAGUUUGUUUGGUUAGGUGACUAUUCUGUUUUGCAAUUGUAGUAGAAUGUAGUAGUCUCACGCAGGUACUGUCUAAGUUCUGGCGGAGGUUUCAAAUUACCGAAACCGUCGUAGUACUCGGCCUUUUUUCUAGACUUUAUGUAUGCCACCCAGUGCAUUCCAUGACCUGUAUAUGUGUCUAAAUUAACGAUGGCACACUCCCGAGUCUUAGUCUUGUCUCGCAUAAACACACCGGAUAUUUGGUAUUUUCAGUUUGCGAGAAUACCUAAUUAAAUCUAUAUCAGUGAUAGAACCCUUCGACAGGGAACUUAGGAUUUUUUCGUACCUUUCUUUCUCAUGCCUCGACUUAAUUUUUGAGGCCGUAAGUAUAGUCCUGCACCUUUUCUUAAUCAAUGGCAAUGGCUUCCAUGUUAGCAUUGUGUCGUUGUGGUUUCUUGAAUUGUUUCUGCUGGUUCUUGGAAGUGUUGACGGCAUGCACUAUACCACUCGUAGCACCGAUGAGGCCGCCAAAGACACCCACUGCAGGUAAGAGCAGCGGUAGAAAUUUGCCAGUAAUCUUCAUAUUGAGAGUUUGUGCUUUUUUCUUGGCUUUUUGCACAUGUGCCCAAGUCUUGCGUGAAUGAGCCUUGGUCUUGCAAGGUCUGGCUCGACGAGUACCCAUUCCUAAUUUAGUCUUCACCUCCAUUAAUUUGGAUAUGCCCUACCCCGAGAUUCUUUCUCCUAGUCCUGCGUCUGGCGAUUUACUUAUAUCAUUGGCUUCCUGUGCCAGUAUCUCGUCUGCCCUAAGCCUGGAUUCCAAGUCCUUGCAGAGAAAAUAGGCAAUAUCGUGCUAAUUUCACUUAUCGUCAAGAGAAUUAAUGCCCAUGUCACCUCCAGCUACUCUUUUGGCUAGUUCUUUUUCUGGACCACAUAAUUUGUAGCUGGGAAAGUGUUGGUCAAAGACAGGUUAUUUAUCAGCGAGUUUACGAGUCCUGUACCAACAUUUAUUUGUUCUUACCUCUUAGAGACAUUUCGAAAAGCCUAGCAGAAAGUAUAAGUACUCUUCUUUUAUAGAAUUUCGCCUGUAAAAUGCAAGUUGUCAAGCAGGACGUUUGUUUGCCUAUGCACAUAACGCAAGAAGACGAAGCCAGUGCGCGCGAAUAGCGAUAUGUCUCAUAAUUGCCUUCUUCCAUAUGAUGCAUCAUGACAGGCCCGUCCAACUUUGGGAAGAAGUGUGUCUACUGAGUUUUCUGGAAAAACCAAACGAUCUUCGGUUCGAGAAUGUGUACGUUUAUUCUAAAUAAUUGCAACAACCAAAGUACCAACGCCGGGCUACAAUUCUAUGGUUAGUGGAAUGCCUGUAAUAAAUCCCUUUAAAGGAUAAUCCAGAUGUGGUGCCUCCUAGCCAAGCAAGAGCCAAUUCUGUAAUAGUUGUUGACUACAUCGUGUGCGAGAAGCAAGGCUUUAUUCAGGAGUACGUUUCAAUGGGUAAACAUACAAACGUAGACUCUAUUUAACUGUGUCAAACAUAUAAUCGAAUACCUAAACAUUUGCUGCGUGACAAUUCGAAUGCAUCGUGUUGUUUCAAAUGGACAAACUUAAUUUACAUCACGCUUAUGACGAUCAUUAAAACACCGAUAUAAUGUUCCGGGAAAUGAGCUGGAAAAACGAGCAUGGAUUCCUAGUUAUAGACAAGGACUCGCCUAUAUAUAAGGGCAAGUACAGACAAUGUUUCGAUCAGUUUAUCGUCAAACAUGAAUCGGAGUAUUUCGAAAUUUGGUCGUAGCAGUCGCACUAUUGAACUGCAUAGUGUUGUCAAGUCUCGCGUUUCUGAUAUUCGAAAAUAUAUUUCGCUUCUUGGCCAAAAAGUAGAAAGUGCAAAAAACUAAUUACUAGAUGUCCUGCUACAAAUCGCACAGAGCGUGGAGGCCUCAGUUUCUCGAAUUGGCGACGUGAUCGAAGUAUCGAAUGCGCAAAGACGUGACGAUUAAGAACUUUUCAAAGUAGCCUGAAUGCAUCACUAACUCACUUGGCGGAUAAAACAAAUCUUGCUAACCACAGUGUAGGGCUUUUUGCGGACGAAUAAAAAGUAUAAAAGGAAGUAUUGCAAUAUGUUUUCAGUCAGUACAAUGUCGGACUUGGUCAGUGACCCCCUUCGUACUAUAGAGUCUGUUCGUGUAAAAUAUCUACUUGCUAGAUGAGUUAAGACUUUUACUUGCUUCGUUUAGUGCAGGAAACUAUCCGCACAUCAACGAAAUAGUCUCCAUACUCGAAGAACUGAAGGGGUCUCAGAGAAACAUUACACUGUGAAUUGGAGUCCCGAACUUUUCCGUGUGACCUACGUUCGCGAAUCUGAGUCUAGGACCUACUAUCUCAAAUAUUUGGACCACAAUACUUUUAGUGGUGGCUUCUAUGCUGAAGAGAUUCAGCCUACUAUGUAUCCCAACACGUAUUUGGUGGAGAAUAUUCUUAAACGAAGUAAUGGACGAUCAUUUGUUAAGUGGUGGGUUUUCUCACCUUGCUUUAAUUCAUGGGUAGCAUUGCAUAAAUCGAGAAAUGCUAGUGAUUUGUUUUUUUGUACUUGUUGAAAUUAUUUAAUAAAUUAUUUUAUUUGUAAAAGUGUUAUUUUUCCCUGAACCUACUACCUGCCAUUUUAUAAUUGAUAUUGAUAUUGAUGUAAUAUUAAUUAAAUUAAUAUUGUUUGUUGAUCAAGGAUUGAACAGAGUACAGGAAUGGAUAGAGUCCAUCAAUAUAUUAAUAAACGAAUUUUUACAUGAGUUUUAGAAUUUUUUUAGAAUAUCUAUGUUAAUAAUUACAGAUAAUCAAUAUGGAGGUCAAGAUGGCUAAGAGUAUGGCGGAUGACAAGGUAAUAAAUACAACUGCGUGCUAGCAGGUAAAAUUUUAACCAAUGUGGCUGCAGUGCCCUCUAACAGACUAAAACAAGAUGGUGGAUCCAAGAUGGCUGUCAUGAUAUCAUACUGGCUGGUGUAAAUAUUCAUUGAUAUUAGUGGUGGGAGGUUAGUCUGCCGGUGGUCUCCAUGAAAGAAGGAUCCAUAUUUUUCCCUCCACUGGGUACUAACCAAUGACUCGGAGCUCCAUUAGUAAAUGUGUUUUUAUUAAAAUUUUAUUAAUAUAGUAUUUAAAUAUUUUUUUAUAAAUUUUAAAACGGUUCCCGAUUUUUUAUGUUAAAAUUUAUGGAUUUUCAAGAUAGUGGCCGUAACGAAAAUUGCAACAGUGAUGUCAUAAUUAAAAAAUAACAGGAAACCAAAUGGUGGAAUGUUCUAGGAUUUAGAUUUGGAUGUAACUUCAUAAUCCAGGAUGGUGGAAUACAAAAUGGCGGACGUGGCAUCAUAAUUAAAAAUUUCGGGCAUGAUGUCAAACAAUGUGGUGGCCGAGGUCAAGGUCAAAUGUCAAGGUCAUCCACGAUGGCCACCAUGGUAUCACAAUUCAAGAUGGCGGAACAGCUCCAUGGCUUCACACCCUGAACCCAUGCGCUGGAGCUCCUAAUACAUACUACUCGAGUCAUUACCCAACUUUUCCUUGCUUGGCCGGCUUCAUACUCGAUGCUCGCUUGGUUAAAUGCAUGUGUUAGAUGCACUGAUGAUCACCCCAGAGGUUACGCCACACUCGCCCAGCGAGUGCAUUAAUCUUUCACAUGUAUCUCUACAAAAAUGGUCACUAUUCCCUACAUAGGCCUAUUCCUGGGAGACUCGUCGUUCUCGAUCCCUUGGUCAUCAUGCAGUGUGUCCGACAUCGAUUGAUCUGAGCGGCCACACCUCUAAAUAUACCACAGACUCACAGUUCGAGAGUGUUUUCUAUCGCUUCUCUUCUUCACAAGUCUCGGUUUUCAUGACUUUCACUUACUUCGGGUUUGCUUGCCGCCUACCUUGUGCAUGGCCUAAGUAUUGCCCUGCCCGAUCCACGGACGUUUUUCAUCGUUAUACGCACAUACGUCACGUUGGAGAUACUGCAGACGAUAUUGCACCGGUUUUAAUUGUAGUUUGAUAAUAUGAAAUGAGAAAAUGCUUAAUUGUGUGUAAUAUGGUUGCUCAAAUGACAGCAAACGAACAAAAAAGGAUUAAAUAAAGGCGUACACUUUCUUUUAAAACUAUCACUCGGCAGAAUUGAGUGUAUUCGCGCAAAAGACUAAUUUUAAUAGUAAGUUAAUCACAAAACAAGUUGGAUUUAAUUAAUUGAAAAAUUAAUUUCUUAUAGCAACUGAUGUUGAAAAAUUGCUUUUUUUUAUUGUGUGGACCUAAGCUUAAACAGUUGAGCAAAACUUUCUUUCAAUGAUUUUUUCUUCUCAAAUGGCUUUCUAAACUAUAUCGUUAAGAAUGUUGAAUACAGAUGUAAGUUCAUGUUAUUAGUAUUGAUGUUUACAUUUCAUUUGCAACCAAAUGUAUCUUGUAUUGCCACAUAAAUGAACAUUUAUGUUAACUUGUAUUAUCUGAUGAACUAACAUUAACUUUGGAAAACUUAUACCUACUCUCUCUAAGUAUUUAUUGGAAAUGGAAAACAAAAAUUUGAAGUUAACUAAAUUAUAAUUUAUGUAAAUUUAUGUUGAUAGUAAUAACAAAAAAAAUUGUGGUAACUACGUAUGAAAUGUUAAUUGUCAUGCUUCGGAGAAGGUUUUACUUUAUCGUUUAGAUAAUUAAUUUGAUAAUUUUCUGAAAAAAAAUUAAAUAAAAUCUUAAUUCGUAUUUUUAACUUCCCUCCGUGAUAUUUGAUGAUUCUGUAAAUUGGAAUUUAUAUAUUUUAAGAAGUUUGUCGGUAGUUUACAAUUUUAUUAGAAUAUUUGUUUAUUUUAGGCUAGUUACAAUACUGUAAAAUAAUUUGAAUAGUUGGUUGUGUUCGGUUAGCUGCAUUUAAAAUACUGUUAGACCGUGUGAAUGGCUGGUUCGAUCAAGCGAGUCUUAUUUCAAACACUGUAAAAUGAUGUGAACGUUUGGUUAUGUUAUGCAAUCUGCAUUUAAAAGACUAUAAAUUGUUGUAAAUAUUUGGAUAGGUUAGAUUAGUAACAUUAAAAAUAUUAAAUGACUUUAAUUAGGAUGUGAAUACUAAAUAAAAACUUUUGUUUUGCAAUUAGGGAAGCGGGGUGCAGAUUUCCAGAUUAAAAAUGCAGAAAAAGGAAAUGUCAGCAUUUAAAAAAAAAAAAAAAAAAACAAA
Messenger RNA from Bacillus rossius redtenbacheri, 20219 nucleotides. RefSeq names its product histone-lysine N-methyltransferase SETMAR-like. Bases 9947 to 10921 code for a protein of 324 amino acids. The record is from RefSeq and is a predicted model, not a curated record. Gene Ontology annotation, molecular function: nucleic acid binding. The transcript has 2 exons. Lineage: Eukaryota; Metazoa; Arthropoda; Insecta; Phasmatodea; Bacillidae.